Zygotorulaspora mrakii is the source of this 1707-nucleotide messenger RNA. RefSeq names its product methionine--tRNA ligase MSM1 (gene MSM1). Lineage: Eukaryota; Fungi; Ascomycota; Saccharomycetes; Saccharomycetales; Saccharomycetaceae. Bases 1 to 1707 code for a protein of 568 amino acids. The record is from RefSeq and is a predicted model, not a curated record. The transcript has a single exon. Gene Ontology annotation, molecular function: methionine-tRNA ligase activity; ATP binding. Gene Ontology annotation, biological process: methionyl-tRNA aminoacylation.
AUGACAAGGAGGCUUUUAAAUUGCCGAUUAUAUUCACACGCCUUUCAUGUUACUACUCCGAUAUUCUACCCAAAUGCAAAGCCCCAUUUAGGUCAUCUAUACUCAAGUCUUCUUUGUGAUGUGUUCCAUAGGUGGCAAUUGUUCAAAGGUAACGGAUCUUUAUUUACCACAGGCACUGAUGAGCAUGGUCUCAAGAUUCAAUUAGCAAGCAUGAAUAUGCACUAUGCGAAUCCAAAAGAGUUCGUCGAUGAACUCUACAAAGAUUUUGUACGUUUAGAUGAAAAUGCCAAUAUUAAGUACACAAGGUUCAUAAGAACUACGGAUCCAGAUCAUGUCAUCAAUGUUAAAAAAUUAUGGAAUUUAUGCCUUAAAAAUGGCUACAUCUACAAGGGGCAACAUAGUGGUUGGUACUCAAUAUCUGACGAAACCUUCUAUCCCGAAUCUAGAGUGAUUCCAGAUCCAAAAGACUCACGCAAGUACAUCAAUACAGAAUCCAAUAACGAUGUUGUCUAUCAUUCUGAGACAAACUAUUUUUUCAAACUAUCAGCUUUCAAGGAUAGGCUUGUGUCUCAUAUCUCAAAUAAUCCUAGCUUCAUAAGUCCGGAAGUGAAACGCCAGCAGAUCCUAAAAGAAUUGACUGGUGAAGGAGCUUUACAAGACCUUUCUGUAUCUAGACCAUCCUGCCGUUUGAAAUGGGGCAUUGAUGUGCCCCAAGAUCCUUCUCAAAAGAUUUAUGUGUGGUUUGAUGCUCUUUGUAAUUAUAUUUCAUCAAUUGGCGGAAUUGAUGCGAUAUCAAGGAAUAACUUAGUACCGACUAACGCGAUUUGCCAUAAUAUGGAAGGAAAUCCUUAUCAAAACUCCAAAUUGCAUCCCCAGUUAUGGUGGAAAAAUACUACUCAUUUGAUAGGCAAAGACAUAAUAAAAUUUCAUACGAUAUAUUGGCCUAGUUUUUUGAUGGCGGCGAGCCUACCAUUACCUAAAAGAAUUGUGGUUCACAGUCACUGGCUCUGUGACGGAUUUAAGAUGUCAAAAAGCUUGGGAAAUGUGGUCGACCCCAUAGAAAUGAUUGAAUACUACGGCGAAGAUCCUUUGAGAUGGUUUUUGCUUGAAAACUCCCAGCUGGAGGAAGAUGGAGAUUUUCAAGAAAGUAAACUGUUUAAGGUAAAAGAAAUGAUGGCUAUGAAGUGGGGAAAUUUGAUCAACAGAUGCUGCGGUAAUAAAUUCAAUCUUCAAAGGGCAGUUUCUACGUUCUCAAACGGAGAGACUCAGGAAUCGGUGCAGAACGUUUUUGAAAGUGAGUCAAUGAUAAAGAAAAAGAUUGAACAGAUUUUUCUUAAUCUUUCGGAGCUUUCGUUGUUGUUGGAUCAUUGUAUAAACAGUUUUCAAUUGAGAGCUGCAUUAAGGACCGUCUGGUCACUCAUUGACGAAGCUAACACUUUAAUUCAGCUAUCUGAGCCGUGGUCUAGAAACUCGAAGGAACAGGAUGCGAUCAUAUAUACGUGUAUGGAAACAUCUCGAAUUAUUUCUAUUUUAUGUCAGCCGAUUAUACCAAAGCUCUCAUGUGAACUGUUAGAUCGAAUUGAUGUCUCUGCAGCAAAGAGAACACUGAAAUAUGCAGAGGCCCACACAGACAACUCUUACGGGUCGAAUGCUAAUUCGAAGGGUCGAGGAGCGCCUAUAAAGAGAAUAAAUAAAAGAGCUCAUUAA